This is a messenger RNA of Patiria miniata (bat star), 4617 nucleotides long. RefSeq lists its product as uncharacterized. NCBI's taxonomy places the organism in Eukaryota, Metazoa, Echinodermata, Asteroidea, Valvatida, Asterinidae. Gene Ontology annotation, cellular component: membrane. The transcript has 21 exons. Bases 1 to 4617 code for a protein of 1538 amino acids. Gene Ontology annotation, biological process: G protein-coupled receptor signaling pathway. The record is from RefSeq and is a predicted model, not a curated record. Gene Ontology annotation, molecular function: protein binding; G protein-coupled receptor activity.
AUGAAUCUCUCCUUUGGCCUGAUGAUCAUGGUUCUUGGAGGACUAUCGACCUGGCCAUCAUUUUCGAAAGCGGACACAGAGUGUGGAGAAACAAACAUUCUCUUGAGCGAUACGGAACCCGUCGCCCAUGUCCGAGCCCCGCCCCCUACCGACGUACUCAACCAAUGCUCGGUGAGUAUAUCCUGUACCUGGCACAUUGCAAGCCAAUCCGGCUCCAACAUCUACGUCCAGGUACUACAGCAACGCGGAAAAUACACCAACAAGAUCAGCAGCGGGGACGAGUUAACGAUCGGGGCGGGGAACGACUCGUCCGACGCGGCCAGCGCGCUGGCGUCUCUGCGGUUGUACUACGUCCGGUUCUUGGACGACGGUAGGACGUACAUUGUGAACAGCAGCCUAGCCUGGGUCAACGUCUCUGCUCAUGGGCUUGGUAAUCUUGACUGUGUGGAGUUUGAAUUACAAUUCACCCAGCGGGAUGAACCAGGUUUUUGCGAGCAAGGCACCACACUUUGCUCCUAUUCCUUAGUCUGCCUGCCGCCGUCAGCCUAUUGCGACGCCCACCUGGAUUGCGGGGACUUCUCGGACCAGGUCGACUGCGAAAUGUGUGGAAACACCGUCAUCCCACCGCUGACACCAGGUACCUCUCACGUCAUGACCUACGCCUCCACUUGGAUCGAAAGAGACCAUGAAUGGGAUCCGCCCAAUGUCGACUGCUUCUGGCUUGUCAGGAUUCCAGAGGGCAGCAUCCUCGAGGUCAACAUCCUGGAAAACAACGCGGUCGGCCCGGCCACUUCGGCCGGCUCAGCCGUAGAGGGCGCUAACCAAGACACCGAGAUGCUCUUCAGCCUUGCCGUGGAAAAAAUGAGGAUCUUCUACACAAAUCUGACCAGUAUAUGGAUCUUUGCAGACUUGUCGCCCGUCCAAUAUCUGAGACGAACGGUGUAUAAGAUCAAAGUGACGGCUUUUGAAAAGCAAGGAUGUGGUCCUGGGGAAUUCCAGUGCCAGAACCAGCAGUGUGUGGCGGAAACCAGACGGUGUGAUGGUUUUCCGGAUUGUCCAGUAAAGGAGGACGAAUAUGGAUGUAGCGUGAAAGGAAAUAAUUGCACCAGCGAUGAGUAUGGAUGUCCCUCUUCGGGCAAAUGCAUCCACCGGGACAGAGUCUGCGACGGUCACGGCUAUUGCGGGGGAAAGAUGGAGGAAGUUGACUGCGGCGGACGAUACGGCAAUCCUUAUCUCACCCUGACACCAGGGAGCACCAUUAACAUCGUGCGGCCGAUCGACGUCACAGUCGACUGCGUCUGGUUCCUGACCACCUCCAACAACCGUUCUAGAAUCCGUCUGGACUUCGUGUCUCUCCCCUUAGCCGUCCACGUGGACACUUCGAGACGCAAAGACAUCGCCAAGUUCUAUAUCGGUUACGGGCAACUGCCUUACAGGGGGCGAGUCUGGAAGGUGGCCUCAGCCAGGCUGUACCCAAAGGUCUUGACGAUGGCUGGUCCGCUGGUCUGGAUUCAGCUGGACGUCAUCUACCGGGGGAGGAAUUAUAACUCACCCGGGCGUCUCCGAGUUGAGAUGAACAUCACUGAGUACGAAGUGCAAGGGUGUGAAGGUGGAAAGUUCGCUUGUUCUGCGGGGAUACUGUGCAUCAACGCUAGUCAAGUCUGCGAUGGGAAACCCGACUGCCCAGAAUUCGAUGACGAAUUUGACUGUGGCUGCGGCAGUGGCAAAUACAAGUGUAGUCAUGGCGACGACUGUGUAAAUCCGUCGUCACUAUGUGAUGCUAACUACGAUUGUAUGGACCGUUCCGACGAGGAACAAUGCGGGUCCUGUGGAGAUAUAACUAUUUACCUAUCCUCCGGGUCUCAUACUCUCACCUCGCUCGGGUACCCAGACUUGUACCCAUUGAACACGCACUGUGAGUGGUUCGUCCACGCGGAGCCAGACUAUGACGUCGUGGUCGUGUUCCUUGAGUUCGAGACAGAGGCAUCUUAUGAUAUUCUCUCCCUUGGCAACCAGACGCAGGGGGAAGCGUUCAGUAUGUCCGGCCAGCAUUACCCCGAGAGUGUGUCUCUCUACUCGGCAGAGAUAUGGCUCUCAUUCACGUCGGACUACGUUGUACGAUUCACAGGUUUUCAAAUCAAGUUGGAACAAGUCCAAAAUGCAUCUUGCGGUGAAGGUCAAGUGCCCUGUAACGGCACCGCCUUGCUGAUUUGCAUAUCGGCGCAGAAGGUCUGCGAUGGUAGAGGUCAUUGCCCUGGCAACACGGAUGAGGAAAACUGUGGAGAUAUUUGUGGCGAUACCCUGAUCGACAUCGGCCAGGCAGAGUACGAGCUCACCUCCCCGCUCUACCAGUACGGCAUCUACCCGGACUCCCUCACGUGUGUCUGGGAGGUCAUCCUCGCCAGCAGCCGAGAGAAACUCCGACUGGUCGUCAACACCUUCCACCUGGAGCAAAGCUACGACUACCUGCACAUCGGGGUCGGCAACGACAGCAGCGAGGGCCUGGUGUUGGCCAGUCUGACCGGGACCACCAAGGUCUCUCAGAUGUCCUUUGAGAGCGGCAGGGUUUGGCUUGAGCUCAAGACGGACAGUAGCGUCUCUAGAAGGGGAUUCAAUAUUACUAUGAGCCCUAUGGACAAUAAAGAUGAAUUGGAGUGCUCAGCGCGGUGCUCCCAUCAAGAGGGAACCAGCCUCUGUCUGUUGCCAAACGCCUACUGUGAUGGCAUAGCGGACUGCAUGGAUGAAAGUGACGAAAACAAAUGUGUGAGUUUGACGUGCGACAGCCAGCUGUACGUGUGUCAGGGGAAACAGCAAUGUCUUCUGCAGGACUCUGUAUGUGACGGGAAGGUGGACUGUCAGUUGUUUCACGACGACGAAACGGAAUGCGACGUUAAGAAAUGCCCGACCGGAUGCAACUGUUCCAUGGUCAAAGGUGAUCUGGAUGUGAAAUGCAAGAAAGGUUGGAAUGCAGAAACAGUGGACCAGUUGGCUAAAGUUACGGCAACUUUGGAACUAACAAAGGGCAACAUGACAACACUAAACGAAGGACUUUUCAAGAAACAGGGAUUGCUUCUGAGACUGUCCUUGAGGAACAACAACAUAUUCCAACUCAAGCAAAAUACAUUCGCAGGCCUGGUUAAUCUGAAGUCAUUGGAUUUAUCAGAAAACAACCUUGCCGAGUUGACUUGGGGUGUUUUCAGCGAGCUCGCGAUGCUGCAAAAUUUGGGAAUACGAUCAGUGCCUAUUCAAUACAUCAGAGCCGGGGCCUUCAACGGAUUGGGUCAUCUUCGCAGAUUGGUAUUGAUGCGUGGCGAUGGUACAGUGAGCUCAGAUCCGUCCAAGGGUUACCAACAGGCGACGGAAGUGGAUAACGACGCCAUUAGAGACCUCAAAUCACUUCAGACAAUAUAUGUAGAUGACCAUCGCCUGUGCUGUGACUUCAAGUCGCUGCUUCCAGAUGACAAUCAGUGCAUCAACAUCCAGCUUGAGUCACCGCUGUUCAACUGCGGCCGGCUAAUGCCCAACACUGUCCUCCAGGUCUUCAUGUGGAUCCUGGGCUUUAGCGCCCUCAUCGGCAACCUGUUGGUCAUCGCCUGGCGGAUCCGGGAUGACAGCGGCAAGGGCAGCAAGUACGUGCACUCGUUUCUGGUGCUGAACCUGGCCAUGUCCGAUUUCCUGAUGGGCGUGUACAUGGUGAUCAUCGCCACCGUCGACGUCAUCAAGAAAGAGGAGUACUACCUGACGGCUACGGAGUGGAGGAACAGCGCCCUCUGUAAGGCAGCAGGGGUCAUUUCAGUGUUGUCCUCAGAAGCCUCCGUGUUCUUCAUCACCUUGAUCAGCGUGGAUCGCUAUCUGUGCAUCGUCCAUCCGUUCAGCCGAGUUCGUCUCCAGGAGAACUCGGUAUGGGUUUUCACAGCCUCGAUUUGGGUCACAUGCUUGGUAGCAAGCCUCGUUCCAACGGUCCUGGUAACCAGCGACUCGGAUAUCUACGGAUUAUCCGAUGUUUGCAUUGGUCUGCCGUUACUCACCAGGCCAGUCACUUUCACCUUUAAAGAGGAAGAUCUUGGUGGCGGGCUUGGUAACGACACCUUUUUGAUCCCUCAUCCCCAGGGCAGCAAACCCACAUGGUUAUACUCCAUCGUGUUGUUUCUCGGUGUCAACCUCGUCUGUUUCCUCCUGGUCAGCGUUUGCUACGCCGCCAUCUUUGCAAAGGUCAAGAGGUCAAUCCGGCGCGUGAAGCGCCACCAAUCGCACAAGGAUGAAGAAAUCAAGAUGGCGUCAAAGAUGGCCGUCAUCGUGGGCUCUGAUUUCCUGUGUUGGAUGCCUGUCAUUAUUCUUGGCAUCCUGUCCCAGACCAGUGUGAUUCAGAUCCAGCCGGAAGUCUACGCCUGGUUGGUUGUCUUUGUCCUGCCCAUCAAUUCCUCCCUCAACCCUUAUCUCUAUACCAUCGUGACCAUGGUCAGCCGCCAGCAACAGGCGAAACAAGCCCUGAAGAAAGAACGGAAGCCGAAGGUUUGGCUCAUCUCCAAGCCACCAAUGGAGCAGAAGACAACCUCAUCUAUUUUGUCCAACACAGCAAUUGGCUCUGCACGUCUGGAGCGUGAAAGUUACACUUGA